This is a messenger RNA of Crotalus tigris (Tiger rattlesnake), 4639 nucleotides long. RefSeq names its product cAMP responsive element binding protein 3 like 4 (gene CREB3L4). NCBI's taxonomy places the organism in Eukaryota, Metazoa, Chordata, Lepidosauria, Squamata, Viperidae. Gene Ontology annotation, molecular function: DNA-binding transcription factor activity, RNA polymerase II-specific; RNA polymerase II cis-regulatory region sequence-specific DNA binding. The coding region runs from base 892 to 2091 and encodes 399 amino acids. The record is from RefSeq and is a predicted model, not a curated record. Gene Ontology annotation, cellular component: nucleus. Gene Ontology annotation, biological process: regulation of transcription by RNA polymerase II. The transcript is spliced from 10 exons.
AUUCUGCAUUCUGCAUUCUAUUCUAUUCCAUUCUAUUCCAUUCCAUUCCAUUCCAUUCCAUUCCAUUCCAUUCUAUUCUAUUCUAUUCUAUUCUAUUCUAUUCUAUUCUAUUCUAUUCUACUAUUGCAGGCAAACAGGAUUUGCUUCCAGCCCAUUGUGCACUGGGCAAAACCUAAUCGUGCAAGCCAAACUUCCUUGAGGGAGAUUUUUUUUUUUCGACCUUUCUGAGCCCAGCAAAUAAGUUUUAUUGGUCCAUGACGUUUAUUUUAACCCUUUUAAUUGGCUAAAAGCUUCUGGGUUGGUCCCGGAAAGGCAGUUUCAGGAUACUGAAGAUCCUGUAGUGGAGAAACGAGUUUUAAAACUAAAAAAAAGAAAGAACUUCCUUGUUGGGUGACAAAACGGGACAUUGUUCUCCUUGGCCACCCGCUUUGCAAAAACAAAGAGGACAAAGAUCAGGGACGAAGGGUUAAUUUUAUUUUAUUUUAUUUCAUUUUGUUUUAUUUGCAAGGGUUGAGAAUCGUAACCAAAAAGGCAUGUGAUUUAGGGGUUCCUUUAGAAGACAAAAAACCCCAUCCCUGGCAAAUAUUUGUAGAGUUGAAGAGUUUGCAGCUUGGUGGAUUUAUGCCCGUUGUCCUUUGCAUUCCUGUGACUGCAUAUAAAUUGAUUUUUGUUUUGUUUGUUUGUUAAUUCUUGGCUGCCCAGCAUCCUGCAAAAAGGAGCAACUUUGGGAUCCUGAAUAGGACGUUUGAUCCAGCUUGUUGCAUCGAUUAUCCGACAUUAUUCCAGAUGUUGGCAUCAUGUUCAGCUGGCAGGGCUGGAUGCCGGAGGCGAUGCAAAGAUUAACCUAAAAGAAUUUGGAAGUGCACAAACUCUUUUUACGGUGUUUCUGCCAUGGAUUUUGACAGCACCAAUCUUUUCAAAAUUAUUUUCGAGGGUCCACAGGAUCCAGACCUCGGAAACAGCCACGCUGUAGAAAACUCCAGAGUCAGCCUCCUGCUUCAAGACCAUCCCUACGGCUGUUUUCCAAAUAAAUCCAGGAACUGUCCAGCUGGCCAGCUCCAGCGUCUUCCUGACGACGAUCCGGAAGACCUUUUGCAUCUUCGGAUCAACCCGAACGAGGUCUUCUUUCCCAGGAGCUCCGCGGCGUCUCCCAAGAGCGACGGCGGCAUUUUCCAGGAGCCUCUUCCUCCCGACCGAUCGCCCGCCAUCCUUCUGGAGGUACUCUGUGACACGGGAACCUUGGAGGACCCCAACCCUCUCGAGAGCUGGAGCCCCCCCGAGACCCACCCACCCAUCUGCCUUGCUAGCCAAGCAUCACUCGGUUGUUUGGAUGGGGUGAGCCGUUUCAACACAGCCGAGGUUCCCACGGAGCAGCAGCUCCCGCAUCCUGGCCUGUUCUUGACGGAGGAGGAGAGACGUCUGCUAAGCCAGGAGGGCGUCUUACUGCACGAUGUCGCCCACCUUUCGCAGGUGGAAGAGCGGAUCCUCAAGAAAAUAAGGAGGAAAAUUCGCAACAAGCAGUCUGCCCAGGACAGCCGUCGACGCAAGAAGGAAUAUCUGGAUGAUCUGGAGAGCCGGGUGGAUGCCUGCUCGGCGCAGAACCAGCAUCUCAAGAAGAAGGUCCAGCAGCUGGAGAAGCACAAAGAGUCACUUCUGGACCAGUUACGGAAGCUGCAGGGACUCCUGAGAGAGACAUCCAGUAAGACUGCCCAGACCAGCACCUGUCUUGUGAUCCUCCUCGUCUCCUUCGGCCUUUUCAUCUGGCCCACUUGUGCCUCGUUUUAUGGCACGUCAGAGGUCAGCAGAGAGGACCUCGAGCUGUCAGGAGUCCUUUCCCGAAAUAUCUUGACCCAAAGGGGGUCCUCUGAGCCAGGGACACCGUCCGCCCUGCAUCCUCCAGAACAGCCCCACGUGCGAGCAGAAUUGCCUCCGGAGCUUCACACCACCAGCGUCAGCAAGGAUGAGAAAAGUCUCCCCGAGGUGGGAGAGACAACCCAGGGGGCAGCCACCGAGCCCUGGAAGGACCCCCAGACCCAACCGAAGGGUUAUCGGCAAGGAAAAGUCACCAGGCCUGACCUUGAUGAGAUAUGAGACCUCCUGGCAAACAUUAACUGCAAAGUUUUGGAGCUGGGAAGCUGAAUUCUGAAACGAUCAGGAAAGAGUACCCCAGAGCAUGCGCAAAGGGCCUUUUUUCCCCCUCCUUGUCAACAAGCAGCAACCCAUCUGAGGGACGGACCCUUGCCGGCUGUCUCAAACCCAAAAAUGAUUCCUUUCCAAGCCAGAUUCUCGGAUUUUUCUUUAACAAGAUUUGUUGACGUCACUACAAUUCCCAUCCUGCAAAUAUUUAUCCGUUCUUGAAACCGUCUCAGAUUUUGGGCUCCGGGUUCCAGGGGUACAGUUCAGGGGUUAAAACAUGCCGGACAAUAAUUCCCAGCAAUGUCAGGGGGAAGGAUGCUGGGAUGUGUCGUCCGCGGGAGGAUUACGAAUUCAAAUCUCCUGCCGGGAGAUUUCACGUCAAGAAACUUUCAUCCCCCAAAUUCAUAUUUUAAAGCCAUUGCCUUUGGGACUGCGAGCGCAAAAAAUCCCCCCAAAAAACCAGGGUGGGUUUGUUGAACCAGAAGAAUUUGAGACAAAGGGCUGAAAUUUCUGCCCGCUUCCUUCACCGUCGGCAUCCUUCUUCAAAUUCAUCUUUUUUAGCACACUUGGAAUUAUAGGUGAUCCUCCACUUAACGGAAAAACGGUCAUAUAUCUCACUGAAUGCACAUGGCUAGGGAGAUACCAACAUGGCAAGGAAUUAGAGCAAAGCCAAAGUGUGUGUGUGUGGGGGGGGGAAUUUAAAAUUAAAAUUAAGUUUUUUUUAUGGAAGAUGGGACACUGCCACGGCAGCUCACAUUUCAAAAUUGCUUGCAUUAAUCUCAUUUAAAAAACAACAACAACCCAGACCUUGAAGAUGGCAGACAUCUAUAUCUCAAGCCUGGCCAUCCAAGAAAGAUUAAAACUGAAACUUUACAAGGAGGGCUGGCCGGGUUUUGAAUCCAAGGUCUGGCAUUCCUUAGGCUGUAAAUUCCUCUUCGGCCCCAAAGCUUUUAGAAAAAUUAAUUCCAGGAAGAGGGAGCCGGUUUGCAGGCAGAACAGCCGCCGUUCCCCAGGCCUCUUUGCGCCUUCGCGUCUAGAAUUAUAAAUACGGUGUAUUUUUCCUGCUCUGAGUUAGACAGCUGGGUUGUGUUUUUUUUAAUUCGGUUGUUGGGUUUGCCGAGCAAGUUAAAAAGAUGUUCAACAGGUGCAGCGCCUGCCAAGGGUGAAAAAAACCAUCCCCAUCAGUCAGGUGCAUUUCAGGAAGUGCAGAGGAACAAGGAUGCAAAUCGUAAAUCAAGCCAGCUUCCAACGCCAACUUGCUUUCUCCAAUAAGCUAAACCAGGGGUCUUCAAACUUGGCCCUGGGAUGACUUGUGGACUUCAACUCCCAGAAUUCCUCUGCCUGGCUGAAUCCCACCCACCCACCCGCCGGUUGUCACAAAGAAUCUCAAAUCUUUAUCUGACUUGCAGACUAGCAUUACCGUGAAUGCAUCCCAGCAGUUGGUGGCUAGAUCGAGCCUCCCUGUCCAGGAGCAGUCUACCUGCUCCAAACACCCGCUGCCCUCCUUUCCCUCCGCUCGGCGUUAUAUCCAUUCGUCAAGCUCUUCUUAAAAGACGCCUCUCCUGCCCGCUCAGGGAAUUGUCAUUUCCCCCCCCCCCUAAACCCACCCCCCAGGAUGCCAUUUCUUCGGUGAGAGAUGAAAGGGAAAAAGCGGAGAACUAGAAAAAGAGGAAAAAAGAAAAAAAAAACACCCCACGAGGCGAGAAUGCACGCCAGGCUCCAUUGCGGCCAAUUAGUGCCGCAGCUUUUGAUUAAUGCUAAUAAUAUCCCCCCCAAAAAUAGUUUGGAUAUUAGAUCUGCCCAUCAAGACCAAAGCUUUUAUUGGAUGAGCUGUCAACUCCCGGCCUGACUGGAUGCCGCUCGCUGGGCCCCGUCCAGAGAGACGGAUGAAUCAAAGUCAACUGUUUUAAUUUCCCAGCAAAUGCAUUCAAACCCUCCGGAGAACGUCUUGAUUGGCAGCCCCUGCCUGGAGCAACAACCCCCCCCCUUGCAAGCCAGCCUUAAAAUCCAGGCGCAGCUGGCCAAGUAUCCUUGGCUGAUCCUUGGCUCCUUCCCGCCCCCGCCAGGAGCCGAUUCCCCAGGAAACCAGGUUUAGGGGUGCUCCAUCUUCCGCCCUUGAAGACAGCCCCCCCUCUCCCUCCGUCCCCGGGGAGGAUAGCGUGGGCUGGCGGAGAAACGGGUGCAGUUCCACUUCCUGGCGUGAAGCUGGCGAAGGUGCUUGGGCUUUCAGCACUGUGGACAGCUCCCGGCAGGGUUGAGACGUUGCUCUUCGGUGGGAUCUUUGCCCAGGAAGAUGCUAACCAUGGUUGGGGUCCGUUUGGGCAUCGUGGCUCUUCUCUGCCUUUUCGUCCUGGUCCAGGGCCAAGCGACGUCGGAAUUGCCACUCAAACACACGUACCCGGCGCACGAGAAGGAGCUGCUGGAUGAACUGCAGGAAGUGCUGGAAAAACUGCAGCAUAAGAAGGUCUCGGCUUGGGAAAAGAAAUUCAACCAAGUACCCAAG